AUGUUUGAUAUGAAAGGAUUAGAUCAAUGCGAUCAGCAUCACAAACUUCUAGAAUUCUUCUGUGAAGAUGAAGACCAGCUUUGCUUCAGUACUUGUGCUAUUGUUGAUCAUCGUAAAUGUCAUAAUGUUGUAGAAGUACAGAAGAUCGCCGGAAAGUUUACCUCUCAAGGUUCAAGCUUAAAGGGAGAAUGGCAAGAAGCAAAGGAGAAUGCUGAGUAUCUUGUAAAAUCCAUUAUCUCGUCAAAAGGGCAAGUUCAACUUGAUGCUAAAAAAAUACCCGGAACGAUAAGGCAAAUGAGAGACAAAGUUAUUGAAAAGUUCGAAGAUUCGGAGUCUUCUGUUGUUAAGGAGGUUGAGGAUUUGAAGACAGAGACUAUUGCAGAACUUAAUAAGAAGCAAACAAAGAAUGAGGGAUACGUAGUUGACGCAACAUAA
Molecule: messenger RNA, 435 nt
Organism: Ruditapes philippinarum (Manila clam)
Lineage: Eukaryota; Metazoa; Mollusca; Bivalvia; Venerida; Veneridae
Product: zinc-binding protein A33-like
Exons: 1
Coding region: 1-435 (144 amino acids)
Biological process (GO): positive regulation of DNA-templated transcription
Cellular component (GO): chromatin; nucleoplasm
Molecular function (GO): ubiquitin-protein transferase activity
Source: RefSeq, a predicted model, not a curated record